AUGAUUCUAGCCAUCCUAUACUCCGUGAACCUUUUUCUCAUCGGGCUCGGGAAAACGGCAAUUAUUCCUCUUCCUUCAAGCACAGGACCAUGCGACGUCACGCUUCAAGCAAGUGAACUAGUCGACCUAUCUCGAACCGAUCCCUUUGACCCAAAAGGAGGGAAACGUUCUAUCAUGGUCACCACAUUUACACCCGUUAAUUGCGGGAGUGUACUUUCUACAUAUUACAUUCCAAAUGCAACAGCCAAGUAUGAAGAUGAGACUUUCCAGUCUUUUGGAAUACCUCCAGGAACGUUUGAGUCCUUUCGUAUCCAGACUCAGACACAGCAGCAGUCAGCGUCUUCCAGUCUUCACGGAGAUCAUCCAGUUGUGCUUUUCACACCAGCUCUAGGAUUCUCAAGAUUGAUGUACACAUCGCUGCUUCAGGAUAUUUCCAGUAACGGAUUUGCCGUUAUCUCCGUGGACCAUCCGUACGAUGCUGACAUUGUGGAAUAUCCCGAUGGUCACACGGUCAUCGGAAUACUCGGAAACAUCAGCACAGAUGCAGAGUUUGUUUCAGCAAUGAACGUUCGUGUUCAAGAUAUGAUAUUUUUACUUGAUCAAAUUCACGACGGAAAAGUGGUCAGAGACAUAUUCCCUUUGUCACUGGAAAAUUCACAUCUACUCUCUCUUGAUCGAGUAACUAUCUUUGGCCAUUCCCUCGGCGGAGCAACGGCAGCACAGGCAAUACUGGUUGACGAUCGAUUUGCUGGGGGUAUCAAUCUAGAUGGUUCACUGUGGGGAUCGGUCGUGGAUAAAGGACUAUCAAGUCCGUUCCUGCUUUUCGGUAACGCAAACCACACCCAGGCAACAGACUCCAGUUGGGCAACUUUUUGGUCCAAUUUACGAGGAUGGAAACGUGAGCUACAACUCGCACAGUCUCAACACUAUACCUUUUCCGACCUUCCAGUGCUUGUCGAUGCUCUGAGUAUCUCGGAUGAGGCUAGACAAAUUAUCGAGGCCGGUUAUAUUGGGACAAUAGGCGCGUUGCGGGCUAAGGACGUUGUUGCCUCGUAUAUCAUUGCCACACUGCAGUACUUUGUUUAUGGGCGCGAGUCAGACUUACUGAGUGGCCCUUCUGUAGCGUAUCCUGAUGUAACCUUUGUGUCUUCCUGA
Molecule: messenger RNA, 1155 nt
Organism: Penicillium cataractarum
Lineage: Eukaryota; Fungi; Ascomycota; Eurotiomycetes; Eurotiales; Aspergillaceae
Product: PAF acetylhydrolase family protein
Exons: 1
Coding region: 1-1155 (384 amino acids)
Molecular function (GO): 1-alkyl-2-acetylglycerophosphocholine esterase activity
Source: RefSeq, a predicted model, not a curated record